Messenger RNA from Rotaria sp. Silwood1, 1290 nucleotides. NCBI's taxonomy places the organism in Eukaryota, Metazoa, Rotifera, Eurotatoria, Philodinida, Philodinidae. The record is from the annotation of a GenBank genome assembly.
AUGGAAUGGUUUGGUGAACGACCUCUUUGUAAUGAGAUUAAACAGAUUGCUGAAGGUUCUUAUCAGAAACCAGGUGGAUAUGACGAUGGAAUUCGAGGCAAAGGAUAUAUAGUUAAUGCUCUUGAAGCAGCUUUAUGGGCAUUUUGGUCUGAUGGAAACUCAUUUGAACGAGGUGCUCUUGCUGCUGUGAAUCUUGGUGAUGAUACUGACACAACUGCUGCCAUAUAUGGACAAUUAGCUGGUGCUUACUAUGGUUACAAAAAACUGCCUCGAUCUUGGGUUAAACAAGUUUAUGCUAGGAAAUUUAUAUUAAACUUGAGCAGUUGGAUUGCUUAUGAAGGAGAGAUGUGGCGACCAUCAGACACUUCAUCUUCAAAUAUGUCAUCUUGGCCAUAUGCACUUUAUUCCGAUGCAACGAGUACUAAAAUAGCUAAACAUGACCUGACCUUAAAUCUAACUCAUCCGCGAAGGGAUGCUGCUACUACUAUCACUCAAUCAACCGAAUAUAAUGAAACAGCAAGCGCAGAAAAAUACGAAAAUCCAACAAAACUUCGUAAAACUCAAUCAGCGCAUUUUACGAAACCUUCAAGCUCUCCAAUAAUUUCGCCGAAGAAAAAAGAAACACCUAAACACUAUAAUAUGGCCGUGCAUUUUACUUCUGAACCUGAGUUUGAGGAAGUUAUUAUCGGAGAACCUCUCGAUCGACCAAGAUUGAAUGCAUAUCCUUUAAUAACUGAGGAAUUAGUUCACCCAGAUAAUACGAUCCACUAUUCUGGAAAAACACCAUCUGACAAUAACCAGCAUAACUUGCCACUACGCUACACUCAACCAAUUACUAAUAAAGAUGAAUACGAUUCACUAGUGCGAACGACUUUGAAUCAAAGAAUAUCUAACCAUGAUAAUAAAAAUUCGAAAUUGCUUGUCGAACGGCGUCCUUCAGACAAACAUGUCGAAUCAUCUGGAAAGACUUCAUUUUCAAGCCGAGCCGGACCACGACAUCCAGCACCAACAAAACAUUCCAAAGUGAACAAACAUGAUGACCUUAUAGAAUCAGAACCAAACUACACUUCGCAAGAUAUGCUUUCUUUUUCACAACCUCCUCUAAGGACCUUGAAAGGUUCAUCGCCGAAAUCGAGUACAUCUCAAUCGGGUAUACCCAAAACUCAUGCUAGAGAACAGCCUCUUGAUCGGCCAAUGCCCGGUGAUUCUCGUUUUCAAGUUACCAUUGAUAAACAAACUAACGACAACUUUUUACCGCAAAAAUCAAAAGGUUCUGUAGAUUUUGCGUAA